Molecule: messenger RNA, 8113 nt
Organism: Neoarius graeffei (lesser salmon catfish)
Lineage: Eukaryota; Metazoa; Chordata; Actinopteri; Siluriformes; Ariidae
Product: neuroblast differentiation-associated protein AHNAK
Exons: 5
Coding region: 117-7715 (2532 amino acids)
Biological process (GO): regulation of RNA splicing
Cellular component (GO): cytoplasm; nucleus; costamere
Source: RefSeq, a predicted model, not a curated record
CGUACCGCUCUGUUGGUGGUGGCGUAUCAACAUGGAAAGUUGACACAUCCAGCUCUGAAGCGAAGUUCAACACAGUCUUAACACAAGGCUUAGGCCAUACUUCUCUUUUUAAAAAUAUGGCUGGUCACCGAAGGAGCCUGUCUGAGAGCUUUGUGCUUGAGGGUAAUGAAAACGGAUAUGUGCAUGUCUCUGGAAACAACUCUGAGGAGCAUCUAGAAGGAGAUGAAACUGCUGGUGCCAUCAAGAAUGACGUGAUUGACAUACUGAAACGAAUUGCACCAUACAAUGGCAAGACACAAGUGGUGUCAAAUCCAGGCAUGAGAUCCAGUAAAAGCAUGGAAACUUUGGAUAGGAUCAAAGCUCCAGGCGAGUUACAUAAGGAUGCUUACAACAAGCUUUUCAAUGAGAAGGUCAAGAGGUUUAUUAAAGGAAACCAACAAAGAAGAAGCCAAGAAGAUGUCAGCAACUCCCGAACUGGCCAGCUGAGAGUGGGGAGGACUACAGCCCCAGACAUUGAUGUGAAAAUCUCAAGACAAGACUGGAAAUCUGAAAAAUCUAACCUUCCAAGUUUGAUCAGACCUGAUAUUGAUGGUAAAGGCGACUUCACAGGGCCAGAGUUUAGUGUGUCAUCCCCCAAAAUGGAUACAAGAUAUAGUCAUCCUGAAACUUAUAUUGAUGGAGAAACAAAUGGCCUUAAUCCCAAAUCCAGACUUCCAAGUCCAAAUGUGGACUUACCAUCACGCAACGUGAACGUGCCCAGCUUUAACAUGCCCGAUUUUGGACUGUCACCACAGAAAAUAAGGACACCUGGCAUUGAUCUCUCACAACCUAAGGUUAAGGGAAAAUUCCAUUUACCAGACAUCACAACCCCAGAUCUCAAUGCACACAUUCCAGAUAGAAUCAACCUACCAAAUUUCCAACAGCCACAUUUCAACACUGAAGUUCCAGAUAUUGAUUAUAUUGAUACAGCUGGACUCAGCAAUGACAUUAAAGCUCCUGCCUUUAAUAUUGACACUCCCUCAGGAAAAUUAAAAAUGCCAAAAUUUGGUUUAUCAGAUCGUUUACCCAAAGGAGGGGGUGAUGACCGAGACAUGAAUUUGGCUUUCCCAGAAGGAGAUGUGAAAGGGCCAGAACUAGACGUGAAAUCCCCUGAUUUUGACAUUGAUGGUCCCACAGGAAAAUUCAAAAUGCCUAAAAUGAAAACACCCAAAUUUAGUAUUCCAGGUUUUGCAGGACCUGACAUUGAUGUUAAAGGAGACUUAGAAAGGCCUGAUUUGAGUUGGUCCUCUCAUACAUUUAAUGCAGAUGUUGAUGCACCUGACAUUGACAUUGAUGGACCCAAAGCAGAUAUUAAAGGUGUGACACUUCCAAAUGUGGACCUACCAUCUGGUAAAUCAAAAAUGCCCAAAUUCAAGAUGCCUGAUUUUGGACUCUCAAUACCUAAUGUAAAGGAACCUGAGAUGGAUAUGUCUCUGCCGAAAAUGAAAGGAGCGAUAAACUCACCAACUCUCACAGCCCCAGAGUUAGAUCUUGAUGCCCCAACAGGUAAAAUCAAAGGGCCAACAAUUCAAGAACCAAAGUUUGAUAUCAAGGCACCUAAAUUCAACAUUGAUGCUCCUUCAGGGAAACUGAAAAUGCCAAAUUUCAAAGGUCCCAACAUCAAGGGAGACAUAGGUUCACCAGACAUGAAUUUGGCUUUCCCAGAAGGAGGUGUGAAAGGGCCAGAACUAGAUUUGAAAUCCCCUGAUUUUGACAUUGAUGGUCCCACAGGAAAAUUCAAAAUGCCUAAAGUGAAAACACCCAAAUUUAGCAUUCCAGGUUUUACAGGACCUGACAUUGAUGUUAAAGGAGACUUGGAAAGGCCUGAUUUGAGUUGGUCCUCUCCUAAAUUUGAUGCAGAUGUUGAUGUUCCUGAUCUUGACAUUGAUGGACCCAAAGCAAAUAUUAAAGGUGUGACACUUCCAAAUGUGGACCUACCAUCUGGUAAAUCAAAAAUGCCCAAAUUCAAGAUGCCUGAUUUUGGACUCUCAAUACCUAAUGUAAAGGAACCUGAGAUGGAUAUGUCUCUGCCGAAAAUGAAAGGAGCGAUAAACUCACCAACUCUCACAGCCCCAGAGUUAGAUCUUGAUGCCCCAACAGGUAAAAUCAAAGGGCCAACAAUUCAAGAACCAAAGUUUGAUAUCAAGGCACCUAAAUUCAACAUUGAUGCUCCUUCAGGGAAACUGAAAAUGCCAAAUUUCAAAGGUCCCAACAUCAAGGGAGACAUAGGUUCACCAGACAUGAAUUUGGCUUUCCCAGAAGGAGGUGUGAAAGGGCCAGAACUAGAUUUGAAAUCCCCUGAUUUUGACAUUGAUGGUCCCACAGGAAAAUUCAAAAUGCCUAAAGUGAAAACACCCAAAUUUAGCAUUCCAGGUUUUACAGGACCUGACAUUGAUGUUAAAGGAGACUUGGAAAGGCCUGAUUUGAGUUGGUCCUCUCCUAAAUUUGAUGCAGAUGUUGAUGUUCCUGAUCUUGACAUUGAUGGACCCAAAGCAAAUAUUAAAGGUGUGACACUUCCAAAUGUGGACCUACCAUCUGGUAAAUCAAAAAUGCCCAAAUUCAAGAUGCCUGAUUUUGGACUCUCAAUACCUAAUGUAAAGGGACCUGAGAUGGAUAUGUCUCUGCCGAAAAUGAAAGGAGCGAUAAACUCACCAACUCUCACAGCCCCAGAGUUAGAUCUUGAUGCCCCAACAGGUAAAAUCAAAGGGCCAACAAUUCAAGAACCAAAGUUUGAUAUCAAGGCACCUAAAUUCAACAUUGAUGCUCCUUCAGGGAAACUGAAAAUGCCAAAUUUCAAAGGUCCCAACAUCAAGGGAGACAUAGAUUCACCAGACAUGAAUUUGGCUUUCCCAGAAGGAGGUGUGAAAGGGCCAAAACUAGAUUUGAAAUCCCCUGAUUUUGACAUUGAUGGUCCCACAGGAAAAUUCAAAAUGCCUAAAGUGAAAACACCCAAAUUUAGCAUUCCAGGUUUUACAGGACCUGACAUUGAUGUUAAAGGAGACUUGGAAAGGCCUGAUUUGAGUUGGUCCUCUCCUAAAUUUGAUGCAGAUGUUGAUGUUCCUGAUCUUGACAUUGAUGGACCCAAAGCAAAUAUUAAAGGUGUGACACUUCCAAAUGUGGACCUACCAUCUGGUAAAUCAAAAAUGCCCAAAUUCAAGAUGCCUGAUUUUGGACUCUCAAUACCUAAUGUAAAGGGACCUGAGAUGGAUAUGUCUCUGCCGAAAAUGAAAGGCGCGAUAAACUCACCAACUCUCACAGCCCCAGAGUUAGAUCUUGAUGCCCCAACAGGUAAAAUCAAAGGGCCAACAAUUCAAGAACCAAAGUUUGAUAUCAAGGCACCUAAAUUCAACAUUGAUGCUCCUUCAGGGAAACUGAAAAUGCCAAAUUUCAAAGGUCCCAACAUCAAGGGAGACAUAGAUUCACCAGACAUGAAUUUGGCUUUCCCAGAAGGAGGUGUGAAAGGGCCAAAACUAGAUUUGAAAUCCCCUGAUUUUGACAUUGAUGGUCCCACAGGAAAAUUCAAAAUGCCUAAAGUGAAAACACCCAAAUUUAGCAUUCCAGGUUUUACAGGACCUGACAUUGAUGUUAAAGGAGACUUGGAAAGGCCUGAUUUGAGCAUGUCUUCUCCUAAAUUUGAUGCAGAUAUUCCUGAUCCUGACAUUAACAUUGAUGGACCCAAAGCUAAAUUUAACAGCAUGACACUUCCAGACAUGCAUCUACCAUCAGGCAAAACAAAAAAGACGAAGUUUAAGUUGCCUAGUUUUGGCCUCUCGGGAUCUAAAUUACAAGCACCUGAGAUGGAUCUCUCACUUCCUAAAAUGAAAGGAGAGAUAAACUCACCAGACCUCACUGUCCCAGACUUGGAUGUCAAUGUCCCAACAGGAAAAAUUAAAGGAGCAAAGGCUGAUAUCAAGGUACCUGAAUUUAACAUUGAUGCUCCUUCAGGAAAACUGAAAAUGCCAAAUAUCAAGGGCCCCAAAUUUAAGGGAGACAUCGGUUCACCAGAUAUGAAUUUGGCUGUCCCUGAAGCAGAUGUGAAAGGGCCAAAACUAGAUGUGAAAUCCCCUGAUUUUGACAUUGAUGGUCCCACAGGAAAAUUCAAAAUGCCUAAAAUGAAAACACCCAAAUUUAGCCUUCCAGGUUUUACAGGACCUGAUGUUGAUGUUAAAGGAGACUUGAAAGGGCCAGAUUUGAGCAUGUCCUCUCCUAAAUUUGAUGCAGAUAUUCCUGGUCCUGACAUUGAUGGACCCAAAGGUAAGUUUAAUGGCAUGACACUUCCAGACAUGCACUUACCAUCAGGAAAAACAAAAAAGCCUAAGUUUAAUUUGCCUAGUUUUGGACUCUCAGGACCUAAAGUCAAGGCACCUGAAGUGGAUCUUUCAAUGCCUAAAAUGGAAGGACCAAACAUUUCAGCCCCAGAGUUAGAUGUCAAUGUCCCAACAGGUAAAAUUAAAGGGCCAACUCUUAAAGGACCUAAGGUUGAUACCAGGGCACCUGAAUUUAAUAUUGAUGCUCCUUCAGGAAAACUGAAAAUGCCAAAUAUCAAAGGCCCCAAGUUUAAGGGAGACAUGCGUUUACCAGACAUGGAUUUGGCUUUCCCAGAAGGAGACAUGAAUGGGCCAAAACUUGAUGUGAAAUCCCCUGAUUUUGACAUUGAUAGUCCCACAGGAAAAUUAAAAAUGCCUAAAAUGAAAAUGCCCAAAUUUAGUAUUCCAAGUUUUACAGGACCUGACACUGAUGUUAAAGGAGACUUGAAAGGGCCAGAUUUGAGCAUGUCCUCUCCUAAAAUUGAUGCAAAUAUUCCCAAUCCUGACAUUGACAUUGAUGGACCCAAAGCUAAGGGCAUGACACUUCCAAAUUUGCACUUACCAUCAGGAAAAACAAAAGCGCCUAAGUUUAAGUUGCCUAGUUUUGGACUCUCAGGACCUGAAGUCAAGGGACCUGAAGUGGAUCUUUCAAUGCCUAAAAUGAAAGGAGAGAUAAACUCGCCAGACUUCACUGUCCCAGACUUAGAUAUUAAUGUCCCAACAGGAAAAAUUAAAGGGGCAAAGGCUGAUAUCAAGGUACCUGAAUUUAACAGUGAUGCUCCUUCAGGAAGACUGAAAAUGCCAAAUAUCAAAGGCCCCAAAUUUAAGGGAGACAUCGGUUCACCAGAUAUGAAUUUGGCUUUCCCUAAAGCAAAUGUGAAAGGGCCAAAACUAGACGUGAAAUCCCCUGAUAUUGAUGGUCCUUCAGGAAAAAUCAAAAUGCCUAAAAUGAAAACACCUAAAUUUAUAAUUCCAGGUUUUACAAGACCUGAUGUUGUCAGAGGAGACCUGAAAGGGCCAGAUUUGAGCAUGUCUUCCCCUAACUUUGGUGCAGAUAUUACUAGUCCUGACCUUGACAUUGAUGGACCCAAUGCUAACAUUAAUAGCAUGACACUUCCAAAUGUGCACUUACCAUCAGGGAAAACAAAAACACCCAAGUUUAAGUUUCCAGAUUUGGAACUCUCGGGACCUACAGUCAAGAAACCUGGGGUGGAACACUCACUACCUAAAAUGAAAGGGCAGAUAAACUCACCAAACCUCACAGUCCCAGAGUUAGGUAUUGAUGUUCCAAAAAGUAAAAUUAAAGGACCAACUCUUAAAAAACCAAAGGUUGAUAUCAGGUCACCCGAGUUCGACUUUGAUGCUCCUUCAGGAAAACUGAAAAUGCCAAAUCUUAAAGGCCCCAACAUUAAGGGAGACAUCGGUUUACCAGACAUGAAUUUGGCUUUCCCUGAAGCAAAUGUGAAUGUGCCAAAUCUAGAUAUGAAAUCCCCUGAUAUUGACAUUGAUGGUCCCACAGGAAAAAUCAAAAUGCCUAAAAUGAAAACACCCAAAUUCAAUAUUUCUGGUCUUAAAGGACCUGAUCUUGAUGUCAAAGGAGACCUGAAAGGGCCAGAUUUGAGCUUGUCCUCUCCUAAAUUUGUUGCAGAUUUUACUGGUCCUGACCCUGACAUUGCUGGACCCAAAGCUAACGUUAAUGGCAUGACCCUUCCAAAUGUGCACUUACCAUCAGGUAAAACAAAAACACCUGAACUUAACUUACCUGAUUUUGGACUCUCAAGACCUAAAGUCAAGGCACCUGAGGCGGAUCUUUCACUGCCUAAAAUGAAAGGAGAGCUAAACUCACCAAACCUUACUGUCCCACAGUUACAUAUUGAUGUUCCAACAGGUAAAAUUAAAGGACCAACACUUAAAGACCCAAAGGUUGAUAUCAGGGCACCUGAAUUAAACAUGGAUGCUCCCUCAAGAAAACUGAAAAUGCCAAAUCUCAAAGGUCCCAACAUUAAGCCAGACAUCGGUCCACCAGAUAUGAAUUUGGCUUUCCCUGAAGCAAAUGUGAAUGGGCCAAAUCUAGAUAUGAAACCCCUUGAUAUUGACAUUGAUGGUCCCACAGGAAAAAUCAAAAUGCCUAAAAUGAAAACAUCCAAUUUCAAUAUUUCUGGUCUUAAAGAACCUGACUUUGAUGUCAAAGGAGACCUGAAAGGGCCGGAUUUGAACAUGUCUUCUAAAUUUGUUGCAGAUUUUACUGGUCCUGAUCCUGCCACUAAUGUUAAUAUUGAUGGUCUUACAGGGAAAUUCAAAACGCCCAAAGUAAACACACACAAUUUUAACCUUCCAGGUUUUAAAGGACAUGACAUAGAUAUCAAAGAAGACUUGGAAGGGCCAGAUUUGACCUUGGCAUCCAAAAAAUUGAAUGCAGGAAUUUGUGCUCCUGAUAUUGACAUUGAUGCACAGAAACCUAGUUUAAAAGGCCCCAAAUCAGACUUUAAAUUUCCAGACAUGGACUGGCCAUCAAACAAUCUGACCUCAGGAAACCUGAACAUGCCCAAAUUUGGACUUUCAAGUAAUGUGGCAAAAAGCCCAAAACUGAAAGGGCCAAUUGAUGGCCAAGACAUUAAGUUAACUCUUCCUGAAGCUGAGAUGAAGAGUCCCAAACUAGAUUUGAUAUCUCCAGAUAUUGACGUUGAAGGUCCAGCAGGUAAAUUAAAAACACCUAAAAUUCAAACAUCAACAUUUAAUGUCCCUGGCUUUAAAGAGAGGGAUAUUGAUUGUAAAGGCAUCUGGGAAAGGCCAGAUUUCAGUUUUUCAUCUCUUAAGCCAGAUCAUAUUCAUUGUCCUGACAUUGGCAUUAAGGGGUCAAAAUCCUCAGGCAUAAAUAUGAACAUCCAUGAAGCUGAUAUCAGAGCUCCAAAACUAGACAUGAAAUCUCCUGAAACUGACAUUAAUGGUACAGAAAGUAAACUCAAAUUACCAAAAUUCACGACAUCAAAAUUUGAUGUUCAAGGAUUUAACGAGCCUGAUAUAAAAGCUAAAUACAACCUGGAAGGGCCACAUUUGAAUUUAUCUGCAAUGAAUUCUGAGUUUGGGAGUCCUGAAUAUGACUGUCAGAGACAAAUAACUAAUCUUAAAGGCCUCAAAUCAAACCUUACACUUUCAGACACCAACUUGCCAUCAGGCAAAGUAAACUUUCCUGGCAGUGGCCCAAACAGUCGUCACAAAUCUGACAUAAAAUAUCAUAAGACUAGAAAUGCAUCAUAUGGCAGUUUGAAAUUUACGAAAGACUUGGAGUCUUUAGCGUCAGGCAUGGAACUUGAAGUACCAGAACAAUCCUUAAAGGGGUCAAAGUUUAAACUGCUAACACUAGUAUGAUCAGUGGUUUUUCAUAUUGAUGGUAGUCCUAUUUAUCAAAGAAAAGCAGGUUAUUCAAAAAUAUUUGAUUUCAUGUACAUUGUGAAAAUGUAUCAGGGUUAUAUUAAUAUUCACAUGUAAAUAUUUUACAUCAUGUAUACACAGAAUAUACACAGAAACCAUUAUAUAAUAGUAUCUUUUGUUGCAACUUGUGUAUAUACAUUUUGUAUGUUUGUUUAGUAUCACUAAACAGAUCCUUAUACAUUCUUGCACUGAGUGGGAUAUUAAUGAUGGUUACAAUGCAUUUGAAUAUUUUAGACAUUUAAUAUAUUAAUAUUUAACAUGGUUAAAUGAAGUUUAAAUGUUCAAAACCUUCAUCAGUGUAAAUGGCUAAAAUUAAUAUCAAACACAUGACAGUG